Molecule: messenger RNA, 1732 nt
Organism: Nicotiana attenuata
Lineage: Eukaryota; Viridiplantae; Streptophyta; Magnoliopsida; Solanales; Solanaceae
Product: ferredoxin--NADP reductase, root-type isozyme, chloroplastic
Exons: 5
Coding region: 229-1356 (375 amino acids)
Molecular function (GO): oxidoreductase activity
Source: RefSeq, a predicted model, not a curated record
CUCACAAAAUUGAAAUCAAACACUGAAGAGCCAAACAGUGUUGUCCUUUCCCAAACUCCAAAGGAUCACUUCACCACAAUCCCUCACUAACACAGCCCCUAUUAGCCUGCCCAUUCUUCUUCCUAGAAAAAAAAACCCCCUCUAUUUAUAUAAACCCUUGUCCCCCUUUUUCCUUUCAGAGUUUUUCUCCAUACCCACAAACACAGGAGAGAAUCAUUUGAUCCCAUCAUGGCUCAUUCAGCUCUCUCUCAGGUGUCAGUUACUGUUCCUCUGCAAACGGAUUCAUCUUUUAGAAGAUCUACUUUUAAGGCUACAAGCGUAACAUUUAGUGAUAGAUCAUCAUGGAUCUCUAUACCGCCUAUCGAUCUAAAAGCACCACGAUCGAGAAACCAACACAUUGUUUGCAUGUCGGUGCAACAAGCUAGCAAAGCCAAAGUUUCAGUUUCACCUUUAUCACUUGAAGAUGCAAAAGAACCACCAUUGAAUAUUUACAAGCCCAGGGAACCAUACACAGCGACAAUUGUCUCAGUUGAGAGGCUUGUAGGCCCAAAAGCUCCUGGGGAGACUUGUCAUAUUGUCAUUGAUCAUGAUGGCAACCUUCCUUACUGGGAAGGACAAAGUUAUGGUGUCAUUCCUCCUGGUGAAAAUCCUAAGAAACCAGGCAGUCCCCACAAUGUUCGUCUAUAUUCAAUUGCAUCCACCAGAUAUGGGGACUCUUUUGAUGGGAAGACGGCCAGCUUGUGUGUCAGACGAGCUGUCUACUAUGAUCCUGAGACAGGAAAAGAAGACCCUUCCAAAAAUGGUGUUUGCAGCAACUUUCUGUGUGACUCAAAGCCUGGUGACAAAGUGAAGAUCACAGGUCCUUCUGGUAAGAUAAUGCUUCUACCAGAAGAUAAUCCAAAUGCCACGCACAUCAUGAUUGGAACUGGAACUGGUGUGGCUCCCUUCCGAGGCUACCUUCGUCGUAUGUUCAUGGAAUCGGUUCCAACUAAGUUUAAUGGCCUUGCUUGGCUUUUCCUUGGGGUUGCAAACACUGACAGCCUUCUAUAUGACGAUGAGUUCACCAAGUAUCUCAAUGACUACCCAGGCAAUUUCAGAUAUGACCGUGCUCUUAGCCGUGAACAAAAGAACAAUAAAGGGGGGAAGAUGUAUGUCCAGGAUAAAAUUGAGGAAUACAGUGAUGAGAUCUUCAAACUGCUGGAUGAAGGGGCCCACAUCUAUUUCUGUGGGUUGAAGGGGAUGAUGCCCGGAAUCCAAGAUACCCUGAAGAGGGUUGCUGAGGUGAGAGGUGAGAGCUGGGAGCAGAAGCUUUCACAACUCAAAAAGAACAAGCAAUGGCAUGUUGAAGUCUACUGAUCAAGAAACGUUAAUCAUUGCAUUUGUUUAUGAUUAUUGAUUGUUCUCAAGUGAACAUAGCAAGCGGUUGAGAUGACACAUUGUACUGCUAGUAGACAUAAAAAAUAUUCAGUGCUGCAAGGGAAAUGAAAUAAUAACUGUUGGUACCUUCAGGCAGUUGAUAGUUUACACUUCUGUAUUUCUUUUGCAAAUGUCUCUGAUAGGCAUUUCACAGCUGCUCUAUUGCACUUAAAAUUGCUAUGAGUGCUUAUUGUUGCCUGUUUCUGCAAAUGCUUUAGUUGUUAAUAUAUUGUAGCUGAAAUGAAAGCCAGGAGAGGGACUAAGCUGCACCACAUGUUUCAGCUUAUUUUAUCCUCAUGAUGGAAAAAGUUCUUGA